Humulus lupulus (European hop) is the source of this 1767-nucleotide messenger RNA. Its product is annotated as sugar carrier protein C-like. The transcript has 3 exons. The coding region runs from base 1 to 1551 and encodes 516 amino acids. Gene Ontology annotation, cellular component: membrane. The record is from RefSeq and is a predicted model, not a curated record. Lineage: Eukaryota; Viridiplantae; Streptophyta; Magnoliopsida; Rosales; Cannabaceae. Gene Ontology annotation, molecular function: monosaccharide transmembrane transporter activity. Gene Ontology annotation, biological process: monosaccharide transmembrane transport.
AUGGGUGGAGCAGUGAUUGAUACAGGACAUGGUUCUGGAAAACAAUACCCUGGAAAACUCACUUGUAAAGUUCUUUGGACUUGCAUCGUUGCCGCUUCUGGGGGUUUAAUUUUUGGUUAUGAUCUUGGCAUCUCAGGUGGAGUGACGUCGAUGGAUUCAUUCUUGAAGGAAUUCUUUCCAUCUGUAUACGCAAAGGAAAGUUCAAUGACUCCAUCAGACGAUCAAUACUGCAAAUUUGACAGUCAAACCCUAACACUCUUCACAUCUUCACUCUACUUAGCCGCUCUCGUCUCCUCCGUUUUGGCUUCCAGAAUAACCAGACUUUUGGGAAGGAGAAUCACUAUGCUUUGGGGAGGAAUCCUCUUUCUCUGUGGAGCCAUCCUCAAUGCCUCUGGCCAAAACCUCUCCAUGCUCAUCGUCGGCCGACUCUUUUUGGGCUUCGGCAUUGGUUGCGCUAAUCAGUCUGUGCCCAUCUAUGUCUCGGAGAUGGCUCCAUACAAAUACCGUGGAGCUCUGAACAUGUUAUUCCAGCUCACAAUCACCAUCGGGAUCCUUAUAGCCAAUCUACUCAACUACUUCUUCGCUAAGAUCGAAGGCGGCUGGGGAUGGCGCCUGAGCUUAGGCGGGGCCGCCGUACCGGCUCUACUAAUCAUCGCCGGAAGCCUAACUCUCCCGGACACUCCCAACUCCUUAAUCGAGCGUGGAAAACACGACGAAGCCAAGGAGCAACUCCUUAAAAUCAGAGGCGUACCCAACGUGGACGAAGAGUUCAAUGACCUGGUCAACGCAAGCGAAGCCUCGAAACUAGUCAAACAUCCAUGGCGAACUCUCUUGAAAAGGAAGUACAGACCCCAGCUGGCCUUUGCCGUCGGAAUCCCAGCCUUCCAACAACUCACCGGAAUGAACGUCAUCACAUUCUACGCGCCAGUUCUCUUCAAGACCAUCGGGUUCGGAAGCAGCGCCUCGCUCAUGUCCGCGGUGAUCACAGGCGGAGUCAACACUCUCGCCACCUUCGUCUCGAUCCUCACCGUCGAUAAGUUCGGAAGAAGAACCCUUUUCCUGGAAGGUGGAGUACAGAUGUUCAUAUGUCAGAUUAUCAUCACUACAGCCAUAGCGAUGAAAUUCGGAGUGGAUGGGAAUCCAGGUGUUCUUCCGAACUGGUAUGCGUAUGGAUUGGUCUCCAUGAUCUGUAUUUACGUAGCAGGAUUUGCAUGGUCUUGGGGGCCGUUGGGAUGGUUGGUGCCAAGUGAGAUCUUCCCCCUAGAAGUUCGGUCAGCGGCUCAGAGUGUCAACGUCUCUGUGAACAUGAUUUUCACCUUUGCCAUAGCUCAGGUGUUCACGGCCAUGCUUUGCCACCUCAAGUUCGGACUGUUUAUAUUCUUCGCCAUUUUCGUGGUCAUCAUGACCAUGUUUAUAUAUAAGUUGCUUCCAGAGACCAAGGGAGUUCCGAUUGAGGAAAUGACUGUGGUUUGGCGUAAACAUCCGUAUUGGAGAAGGUUUCUUGAUGAUGAAGAGCAUCAAGUGGUCUCCCAAAGAUUGGAGAUGGUUUAAACUCUGAUAUUUAUUUUUCUUAUUAAAAACAUAUAUUUUUUUUGUUUUUUUGGGUUUAGUUGAAUAUUUUUUUUAUUUUUUAUUUAGUUUUCUUAGAAAAUUAUUUUAUUUCGUAAUUUGCAGCACUUAUAUAAUUAAGUGUAUAUAUUAGUUGCUUAUUAUAUAAUUUUUUUUUAAGUAUAUUUAUUUGAUCUCAGGUACAAGUUAAACAAAGAC